GGCAGAAUGAGUGUCAAACCGAACACCUCAGUCGGAAUCAUCUGGGCUCCUUUUUCAAAAGGACAGGCACGGCAAGGAACGGAAGAAGGGCCUGCAGUGGUGAAGGAAGCUGGCCUGAUAGAUAAACUAACAGCCCAAGGGUGUGAUGUUAAAGAUUAUGGAGCCUUGCAGUUUGAUGACAUUCCUGAUGACAGACCAUGUCAUAAUGCAAAAAAUCCCAGAACUGUUGGGUGUGCAAAUGAGAAGCUAGCCAGCGCUGUGGAAGAAGUGAAGAAGGAUGGAAGAACCUGUUUGGUAGUUGGCGGGGAUCACAGCUUGGCAAUUGGAAGCAUAUCUGGCCAUGCAAAGAUUCACCCUGAUCUUGGUGUAAUUUGGUUUGAUGCCCACACUGAUAUUAACACUCCAUUGACAUCAUUAUCUGGGAACAUACAUGGGCAGCCUGUGGCUUUCCUGCUAAAGGAACUGAAGGACAAGAUGCCUGAUAUUCCAGGAUUCUCGUGGAUAACCCCAUGCCUCUCUGCUGAAGACAUUGUGUAUAUUGGACUAAGAGAUGUGGACGAUGCUGAACACUGUAUUCUGAAAUCUCUGGGUAUUAAAUACUACUCGAUGACUGAAAUAGAUCAACUUGGGAUUGGGAAGGUGAUGGAAGAAGCACUUGAUUAUUUGCUGGCCAAUAAGAAGAGACCAAUUCACUUAAGCUUUGAUGUUGAUGGCUUGGAUCCCUCUCUGACACCAGCUACAGGCACCCCAGUUCCUGGAGGAGUGACUUUGAGAGAGGGUAUCUAUGUAGCAGGAGAACUUUAUAGAACAGGGUUGCUAUCAGCAGUAGAUAUAAUGGAGAUCAAUCCGUGUCUUGGGAAGACACAAGAAGGAGUUGACUCAACGGUCAACACAGCUGUUUCAAUUAUCUUAUCUUGUUUUGGUAAAGCUCGUGAAGGUUCUCAUAGUUCCAGUUACCGUAUACCCAAGCCACAAAAAUCCAUCUGAACAUAUACAAUUAUGUUCCAAGAAGUUUUUCAGUCCAAAGUACACCUCUACCCCAAUAUAAGGGGAUGCAAUAUAACACGAAUUCGGAUAUAACGCGGUAAAGCAGCGCU
Molecule: messenger RNA, 1097 nt
Organism: Gopherus evgoodei (Goodes thornscrub tortoise)
Lineage: Eukaryota; Metazoa; Chordata; Testudines; Testudinidae
Product: arginase-1-like
Exons: 8
Coding region: 7-987 (326 amino acids)
Cellular component (GO): cytoplasm; nucleus; cytosol
Molecular function (GO): manganese ion binding; arginase activity
Source: RefSeq, a predicted model, not a curated record